AUGGAUUCUGAAUUAAUGCAUAGUAUAGUAGGAAGUUAUCUUAAACCUCCAGAAAGAGUGUUGGUUCCAUCAUUCACCCAACAGGAAUCAUCUCAGAAUUGCCACCCUCUGAACUCAGAAGUUACCUCUCCUAAAAUGCUUCAUAACCCAAAUAGCCAAGCUCUUAUUUUCGCCUUAAAACCUCUUCAGGCAAAGAGUCAUCAUUUAGAGCUAGAGAGAACACGAGCUGAAGAUAACCUGAACAUUCUUUUCAAAGAAGCAGCACAGUAUAAAAAGGCCUUGGAGAUUGAAACAAAUGAGAGAAAUCUGGCCCAUGAGGAACUGAUAAAACAGAAAAAAGAUAUAAGUAUACACUUAAGCUCAGCCCCGUCUCAUUGUGCUCUUCUAGAGAAGCAACUAGAAUGUCCAAAGAGAAUGGUUCUCAAUGCAGAGCAAGAAAAGAAUAUGAUCCUAGAACAACAGGCCCAACUUCAAAGGGAAAAAGGACAAGAUCACAUGAAGCUUCAUGAAAAACUUGAAAAGCUUGAUGUCUUAGAAAAAGAGUGUUUGAGACGGACAACAACUCAGAAAACUGCUGAGAACAAGAUUAAACAUUUAGAGGAAAAACCUAAGGAAGAAGAAUAUCAGCAUAAACUAUUUCAAAGUAAAGCUUCUGAGCUUCAUACUGGACUUGAAAUAAGUAAAAUUUUAAUGUCUUCAGUUUCAAAUCCAAAACACUCCAAAGAAAAGAAGAAAUCUUCAAAGAAAACUAAAUGCUUAAAUAGAGGACCACCUCAGCAAAUUUAUCCAAAGUUUGGAGCCCUGCCUUUUGUUGCUGAAAAGUUUGCCAGUGCAGGCUGUUCUGGGAAUGCAAGUAGGCAAAGCCUUGUGCAGAUGACACAACAUCGUGGCUCACAUAUUCUUCAGAAGCCUGAACUGACUGAGCCUAGAUGUCUCUAUAAGCCUCCUGGGACAACUUCCCAGUUUAAAGCUGUACCUCCUGACUCAAAAGUGUCCAUUUCCAUUUGUGACAAUUUGUCUGAACUUCGGAUGGCAAUGCAAGAUGAGCUGGACCAAAUGAGUGUAGAGCAUCAAGAACUACUGAAACAAAUGAAGGAAAUCGAAAGCCAUGCAGUCUACGAUGACAUAGAAUGUGAACUAGAGAGUUUAGUCAAGAAAAUGGAAAUUAAAGGAGAACAAAUUUCCAAACUGAAGAAGCAUCAAGUCAGUGUCCAUAAACUGCAGCAAAAAAUUCAAAACUCAAAGAUGAGUGAAGCUUCAGGUAUUCAGCAAGAAGAGAGCAACCCUAAAGGAUCAAAGAACAUAAAAAAUAGCCCCAGAAAAUGUUUGAAUGAAACUAACCCUCUUCAGAAAAACAGUGACUUUCAUCCAAUACAAGUUCAUAAAUUAAUGCCUAAUGGCAUUAACAGAAUGUACUGA
Messenger RNA from Cynocephalus volans (Philippine flying lemur), 1419 nucleotides. Its product is annotated as centrosomal protein CEP57L1-like. NCBI's taxonomy places the organism in Eukaryota, Metazoa, Chordata, Mammalia, Dermoptera, Cynocephalidae. Gene Ontology annotation, molecular function: identical protein binding; gamma-tubulin binding; microtubule binding. Bases 1 to 1419 code for a protein of 472 amino acids. The transcript has a single exon. Gene Ontology annotation, cellular component: centrosome. The record is from RefSeq and is a predicted model, not a curated record.